CCAGUCCCUGCUCGGCCCAGCCCCGGCCCGGCCCGCCCGGCCCCGCGCCUUAGUCUCCCUCCCUCCCUCCCGUUCCAGCCCGCUUGGGCUCCCACCUUCCCUGGCGGCGCGGCGCGGCGCGCGAUCGGCCGGACGGCGCGAGCAGCACGACUCCUGGGAGGGGGGAGACCGCGAGGGCCGGCCCACCCCCAAGUCGCCGGGGCGGGACCCCGAGGCCCCGGAGGGACCCCUGACUCCAGCCACGUCUCGCUCUGCGCCCCUCCAAGCCGCGGCUGCCAGGACGCCCCCCGCCCGCGCGGCAUAGCCGCGGGGCCACACCUGGGCGCAGCUGCCCGGUGCCCCGCAUGGCCCCGCGCUGAGCGCCGGGACCGAGAAGGCCCGUACGAGGAUUCGGUGUCGUACCUGCUCGCAGGCGGGAGGUUCAGACCUGGGGGGGCUAGCGCCCCCCAAACUCAGAUCAGAUCAAACUAAAGUGCGGCGGCGCCAUGGAGCUCCGGGCACUACUCUGCUGGGUUUCCCUCACCGCCGCUAUAGAAGAGACCCUGCUGAACACAAAAUUGGAAACUGCAGAUCUGAAGUGGGUGACAUACCCUCAGGUGGAAGGGCAGUGGGAGGAACUGAGCGGCCUGGAUGAGGAGCAGCACAGCGUGAGGACGUAUGAGGUGUGUGACGUGCAGCGGGCCCCCGGUGUGGCCCACUGGCUGCGCACCGGCUGGGUCCCCCGGCGUGGCGCCGUUCAUGUGUACGCCACACUGCGCUUCACCAUGCUCGAGUGCCUCUCUCUGCCGCUGGCCGGGCGCACCUGCAAGGAGACCUUCACUGUCUUCUACUAUGAGAGUGAUGCUGAUACGGCCACGGCCCAGACGCCAUCCUGGAUGGAGAACCCCUACAUCAAGGUGGACACAGUGGCUGCGGAACAUCUGACCCGGAAGCGCCCUGGGACCGAGGCCACAGGGAAGGUAAACGUCAAGACACUGCGCUUGGGCCCCCUCACCAAGGCUGGCUUCUACUUGGCCUUCCAGGACCAGGGCGCCUGCAUGGCCCUGCUGUCCCUACACCUCUUCUACAAGAAGUGCGCCCAGCUGACCCAGAACCUGACCCACUUCCCGGAGACCGUGCCUCGUGAGCUGGUGGUGCCCGUGGCAGGGAGCUGCGUGGCCAAUGCAGUAUCCACCCCGGGUCCCAGCCCCAGCCUCUACUGCCGGGAGGAUGGCCAGUGGGCUGACCAGCUGGUCACUGGCUGCAGUUGUGCCGCAGGGUUCGAGGCCACCGAGGGCAACGCCAGGUGCCGAGCCUGCCCUCAGGGCACCUUCAAGGCCCUCGCAGGGGAAGGGUCCUGCCAGCCCUGCCCAGCCAACAGCCACUCCAACACCAUCAGCUCAUCCAUCUGCCUGUGUCGCAUCGGAUACUUCCGGGCCCACACAGACCCCAAGGGCGCACCCUGUACCACCCCUCCCUCUGCACCUCGAAGCGUGAUUCCCCACCUCAACGGCUCCUCCCUUCUCCUGGAGUGGAGCGCCCCCCUGGAGUCAGGGGGCCGUGAGGACCUCACCUACGCACUCCGCUGCCAGGAGUGCCGACCUGGGGGUUCCUGCACGCCUUGUGGAGGAGACCUGACCUUCGACCCCGGUCCCCGGGACCUGGUGGAGCCAAGGGUGGCAGUUAAGGGGUUGCGACCUGACUUCACCUAUACCUUCGAAGUCGCUGCCUUGAACGGAGUUUCUGCCUUGGCUUCAGGACCUGUACCCUUUGAGCCUGUCAAUGUCACCACCGACCGGGAGGUGCCUCCCCCAGUGUCUGACAUCCGGGUGACACGAUCAUCACCCAGCAGCUUGAGCCUGUCAUGGACUGUCCCCCGGGCACCCGGUGGGGUGGUCCUGGACUAUGAGGUCAAGUACUAUGAGAAGGGUGCAGAGGGCCCCAGCAGCAUGCGCUUCCUGAAGACAUCCGAAAACCGGGCAGAGCUGCGGGGGCUGAAGCGGGGAGCGAGCUACCUGGUCCAGGUGCGGGCGCGCUCCGAGGCUGGCUACGGGCCCUUUGGCCAAGAGCAUCACAGCCAGACCCAGCUGGAUGAGGGUGAGAGCUGGCGGGAGCAGCUGGCCCUGAUCGCAGGCACCGCGGUGGUGGGUGUGGUGUUGGUCCUGGUGGUCAUCGUCAUCGCUGUCAUCUGCCUCAGGAAGCAGAGCAGCGGGAGAGAAGCCGAGUACUCGGACAAGCAUGGACAGUACCUCAUUGGGCAUGGUACUAAGGUCUAUAUUGACCCCUUCACAUACGAAGAUCCUAAUGAGGCUGUGAGGGAAUUUGCCAAAGAAAUCGAUGUUUCCUACGUCAAGAUCGAGGAGGUGAUUGGCGCAGGUGAGUUUGGUGAGGUGUGCCGGGGGCGCCUCAAGGCCCCAGGGAAGAAGGAGAGCUGUGUGGCCAUCAAGACCCUCAAGGGCGGCUACACAGAGCGGCAGCGGCGUGAGUUCCUGAGCGAGGCGUCCAUCAUGGGCCAGUUUGAGCACCCCAACAUCAUCCGCCUGGAGGGCGUGGUCACCAACAGUGUGCCUGUCAUGAUCCUCACCGAGUUUAUGGAGAACGGUGCCCUGGACUCCUUCCUGCGGCUGAACGACGGACAGUUCACCGUCAUCCAGCUGGUGGGCAUGUUGCGGGGCAUUGCCUCGGGCAUGCGGUACCUCGCUGAGAUGAGCUACGUCCACCGAGACCUGGCUGCCCGCAACAUCCUGGUCAACAGCAACCUUGUGUGCAAGGUCUCGGACUUCGGCCUUUCCCGGUUCCUGGAGGAGAACUCCUCUGAUCCCACCUACACAAGCUCUCUGGGAGGAAAGAUUCCCAUCCGAUGGACAGCCCCCGAGGCCAUUGCCUUCCGGAAGUUCACAUCAGCCAGUGAUGCGUGGAGCUAUGGGAUCGUGAUGUGGGAGGUCAUGUCAUUUGGGGAACGGCCAUACUGGGAUAUGAGUAAUCAGGACGUGAUCAAUGCCAUCGAACAGGACUACCGGCUCCCCCCACCCCCCGACUGCCCCACCUCCCUGCACCAGCUCAUGCUGGACUGUUGGCAGAAGGACCGGAAUGCCCGGCCCCGCUUCCCCCAAGUGGUCAGUGCCCUCGACAAGAUGAUCCGGAACCCUGCCAGCCUCAAAAUCGUGGCCAGGGAGAAUGGCGGGGCUUCACACCCACUCCUGGAUCAGCGGCAGCCCCACUACUCCGCUUUCGGCUCGGUGGGCGAGUGGCUUCGGGCCAUCAAGAUGGGCAGAUACGAAGAAAGUUUUGCAGCUGCUGGGUUUGCCUCCUUUGAACUGGUCAGCCAGAUCUCCACUGAGGACCUGCUCCGAAUUGGAGUCACCCUGGCAGGACACCAGAAGAAAAUCCUGGCCAGUGUCCAACACAUGAAAUCCCAGGCCAAGCCUGGAGCCCCAGGCGGGCCAGGAGCACCAAGCCCUCAGUAUUGACCAGUGC
Elephantulus edwardii (Cape elephant shrew) is the source of this 3456-nucleotide messenger RNA. RefSeq names its product EPH receptor B4 (gene EPHB4). Gene Ontology annotation, cellular component: neuron projection; plasma membrane. Lineage: Eukaryota; Metazoa; Chordata; Mammalia; Macroscelidea; Macroscelididae. Gene Ontology annotation, biological process: central nervous system projection neuron axonogenesis; protein phosphorylation; cell surface receptor protein tyrosine kinase signaling pathway. Bases 486 to 3449 code for a protein of 987 amino acids. The record is from RefSeq and is a predicted model, not a curated record. The transcript has 17 exons. Gene Ontology annotation, molecular function: ATP binding; protein binding; transmembrane-ephrin receptor activity.